Messenger RNA from Cladophialophora psammophila CBS 110553, 1689 nucleotides. RefSeq lists its product as uncharacterized. The transcript has 2 exons. NCBI's taxonomy places the organism in Eukaryota, Fungi, Ascomycota, Eurotiomycetes, Chaetothyriales, Herpotrichiellaceae. The coding region runs from base 1 to 1689 and encodes 562 amino acids. Gene Ontology annotation, biological process: DNA-templated transcription. Gene Ontology annotation, molecular function: zinc ion binding; DNA binding. The record is from RefSeq and is a predicted model, not a curated record.
AUGGCCACUAGCAAACUCUUGUCUAAGGCCGGUUCAAUCCACGGCACAAGUACGGCUAUGGCAGAGUCCCCAAAUGAGUCUUCAUAUAUGAAUCAGUCAUCACAGAACGAACCCGGGCGAGGGCCGGAUUUGCGCAGCUUGGGCUCCGUCAACAUCGAAAGACAAAGCCGCAUGCCCCAAAUUAUUGACGGAGAGGAGGGUGUUUCCGAGCAAUCUGACAUAUACUUUGGCCCUACCUGUCAACUCCAUGUCUCAUCACCCUCAGAUGCGGUGAGAAGUGUGUCAAGUGCCCACCCUCCACCUCUAGGUACACAGAUUGACAUGGAUUGUGACCGACUGAAAACCCUCCUGUUCGACAACUACUGCCACUUCCAGACUCUUUCCGUGACCAUUAUCAAUCAAGAAAUCUUUCUGUCACACCAAGCGCUAGGCAUACGAUCACAACAUUACUCUAAGUUUCUGGAAAACUCCCUCCUGGCGUGUAGUGCGCGUUUGAGCACUUCUGCUGCAGUUCGCGCCCUGGGCUCGAGCUUUGCGAUGGGUGCUAAAUCAGAGGUAGUGUCAGAGUUAGAAGACCCAAACAUGGCAACACUGCAGGGAAUGCUACUCCUCAGUGACUACGAAAUGACUGAAGGACGGGAUAGAGUCGGUUGGAUGUACUGCGGUAUUGCUUGCCGGCUCAUUGUUGACCUUGGUCUGCAUCACAUGUGGGCCAAAAACAGUGACCAAGUUGUCUUGAACACGCAUGAAGAAAGUUUCCGCGCCUCAGUCGCAUUAGGCUGCUUCGUCUACGAGACCCUUUGGAGUUUAUACCUGGGACGCCCGAGCCACAUAGCAAUCUUGAGCCCGUCCAUUGCUGCGUAUGCUGGCCAUGUAUCUGACAAUCCAACUCUAGGGCCGUGGUUUGACCUCUGCGUACUAAUCGCUGAGAUUACUGCACUCCUCAACAUGCCCUCCCCUAUGCAGGCAAGCACUCCGAGUCGGCUGUCAGAACUUGAUGAAAAGUUGCGCAGGUGGUACGCGCUAUUGCCGGCAGAUAUCGCACUCGAUUACAACAACGUUUCUGGUCUUGAUGCAGUCGCAUACGGUCUGCACAUGCAGUACUUACGGGUGCAGAUGUUAUUGCAUUCCCUUCCAAUAUCAACCCACAGGAAGCGCAAACAAGGUGAAAGAACCGACCAGCCACCAGUCCUUCGCAAUUGGACUGCUGAGACUUCUCGUCAACUUGUGCAUCACAACGCAGUGAAGAUUGCCCAACUAGGUAUUACCUACAGACAGAUCUUUGGAGUGGAAAAAACUCCUUCUGUGAUGCUGGAUAAUCUAUAUGUAGCGGCGACCAUAUUAAUCUCCACUGUUCUGGGAGCCGAGCAUUCUUCUGUCGACGAGAAUGACCUUCGGUGGCUCCGGUUGUUGGAUGAAAUGAUGAAAGACUUGCAGCCUCAUUUUCACAUCGCCGCCAGAAUGAGGAGAACCCUGGCUCGUAUAGUGGAGGGCUGUCCACUGCUGGCGGAUGUCUUCACGGAUGAUGUGCAGAAAUCGCCUGCACAAUACAAUACCAAGACUGGAGGCCUGGACACUUCACAUGGCGGCGCUUGGGGUUCUCUCGAAGCUGCCGUGAACGACUUUGUCCUUGACCCCAACCUCUUUAACUUCGUCGACUUUGAGCUCGUUGGCGACAGUGGAGGGUGA